This is a messenger RNA of Caenorhabditis remanei, 834 nucleotides long. RefSeq lists its product as uncharacterized. Lineage: Eukaryota; Metazoa; Nematoda; Chromadorea; Rhabditida; Rhabditidae. The coding region runs from base 1 to 834 and encodes 277 amino acids. The transcript is spliced from 3 exons. The record is from RefSeq and is a predicted model, not a curated record.
AUGUCGAUUGCUGAAUCUAGAACUCAAUCAACUAUUCCUUUUUUGCCGGUUUCUCGUGUAUCAGUCAAAAUGGCUCCAAGUAAAUCAGGAGGCGACGUUCUGAAUAAUUGGUCUCAAUGGCAGAAAAAUGGCUCAAGAUCUGCGGAAGUUGAAGUCAGUUUAAUGGAAAUGAUCGCUCAUGACGUUUUACCGCUUCGUACAAUUGAGAAACCCGGAUUUCUGAAUUUUCUAAAGAUUUUAGCCCCUAAAUUGAGAAUCCAUAAACGCUAUCACUUCACAAACACAUUAUUGCCUAAUUUGGUAAAUCGACUCGAAAAUGAUAUUAAAGGAGCGCUUAAGAAUAUGGUUUAUGUUGGAAUAACAUGUGAUGGAUGGAAUUCGACUGAUGGAAAGCAUAGUCUUCUGAGCGUGACUGGUCAUUGGCUAGAUAGUAGAACUUUUGAGCCUAAAUAUGCCAUUCUUGGAAGUUGUGCUGUUCGAGGAAGGCAUACAAGUGAAAACUUUUGCAAUAUAGUAGAAGCUUCCCUGGACAAGUUUGAAAUUUCGAAACACUCAGUAGUAUCAGUUGUGAGAGAUGGUGGCAGUAAUGUGGAAGCGAUGUGCAAUAAACUGGAGUUAAAAAGUAUUCAUUGCUACGCACAUUUAAUCCAGCUGUGCGUAAAAGACACGCUGGAUUUGAUACUGGAAGUCGAACCGAUCGUUUUGAAAGUAAAAAAAUACUGUCGAAAAGUUCACAAGUCAACUGUAUGCCGAGAAAUAUUUCAAUCGCUUCAGAUUCAAGAAAAUUUGCCGGAAAGAAUGUUGAAAAAAAGCUGUGAAGUCCGUUGGUCAUAA